Frankliniella occidentalis (western flower thrips) is the source of this 478-nucleotide messenger RNA. Its product is annotated as mediator of DNA damage checkpoint protein 1-like. The record is from RefSeq and is a predicted model, not a curated record. The transcript is spliced from 2 exons. The coding region runs from base 109 to 426 and encodes 105 amino acids. Lineage: Eukaryota; Metazoa; Arthropoda; Insecta; Thysanoptera; Thripidae.
CACAUCUGUUGAGAUAUUGUGAGGUAAAAGUUCUGUUUCUAUUACCUACUUAAUGACAAUUUUAUUUUAGACCCAUGGGAACACAUUCUUACUGACCAAGAGUCAGAAAUGAAAUUCAAUGCUAAUCUGAGCGAAUCCCUUAAGAAAUCUGGACAGAAUCCAAUUUUGCAAGGAUACCACAUAUAUGUCACAAAAAAUGUGAAACCAAUACCUGAAGAAAUCAAAGCAAUUGUCACUAGCUGUGGUGGAGUUAUUUUGCCAAUAGCUCGAUCAGCUUGGCCAGCAGAUAGCAAAGCUAUUUCAUGUGUUGAAGAUAAAACCACAAAGACCAAAUAUACUAAAAAAAUUCCAAUUGUGUCACCGGAAUGGCUGCUUGAAGGAGUUUUAAGACAGCAACUCAAUUUAGAAGACCAUCGUUUGAACUAGAUCUAACAUUUUAAAAAUUGAUCGUGAUUCCGUCAAUAAAAAUUUCUUGCAU